Messenger RNA from Laetiporus sulphureus 93-53, 204 nucleotides. RefSeq lists its product as uncharacterized. Lineage: Eukaryota; Fungi; Basidiomycota; Agaricomycetes; Polyporales; Laetiporaceae. Gene Ontology annotation, molecular function: protein binding. The transcript has a single exon. The annotation marks the transcript as partial. The record is from RefSeq and is a predicted model, not a curated record.
AUGGAAGUCGACCCACCGCCCGCGUCCUUCCGUCUCCCACAGGAGAUUCACGACGCGAUCUUAGACCAUCUGCAUGCCGAUUUCCUCACGCUCAAGGUCUGCAGUCUUGUCUGCCGCGCGUGGCUGCCGACGACGAGACUGCAUCUCUUUCACUCCAUACGCCUCGCGGACAUGAGUCAGUUCUGCUACUUUUCUCACCUCCUG